Penicillium salamii is the source of this 1566-nucleotide messenger RNA. Lineage: Eukaryota; Fungi; Ascomycota; Eurotiomycetes; Eurotiales; Aspergillaceae. The record is from the annotation of a GenBank genome assembly.
AUGAUGAAGCACGCCAUGCUGCGCUGGCUGGACUCGUUACGCCACAUGGUUUGCUUUCUGUCCCCAAAACCCAAGCGACAUGGAUAUGAGGCUGCAGAGGAAGCUGUAAUGGCAGAUGCAGUUCAACCAAGAUCCCCCGACAGCUCAACCCCCCAGCCAAGCACUGCAUCCAUUGACAGUCGAGCACAGAAACAAAAACGCGUUCGCGUUCAACGCAAGACUCCUGGCUCCCUUACGGGUUCCGACUACAGUGAUCCCACCGAAUCAACAACCCCAUCACGCGACGACAGCAAGACAGAGGCCACAACAUUCUCAAUCGUCACUGACAACCAUUCGUUGGACCUCAAGACGACCGCCAAGCCCGCACGGCUAGAUACCACCACACCGUACAUUCCCAUCUUGCAAGUGGAUGGUAGUCUGCGAGCUCCGCAGCUGGCGUUCGAUGGUUAUGGCUCAUUUGGCGGCCGGUUCGCCCCGGAAUCUAUUAUGGGAUUCCUUUACGAACUGACAUCAUUUUUCGAGGACACAGUCUCUGACCCCGCGUUCUGGUCUGAAUAUGCCACGUUCCAGAAUGCCCCGACCUCACUUCACAUAGCUCCAAACCUAACAUCACUGGCAAACGGUGCUACCAUCUGGCUGAAGCGUGAAGACGAAAAUUAUUACGGCUCCCAUAAAGUCCGCAACAUCACCGGCCAGCUCCUCCUCGCCAGACGCAUGGGCCGCCAGGAAAUUGUCACCGAUUGCGCCUCCGCAAAACACGGCUCCUUCACCGCUGCGAUGUGUGGCCGCCUCGGCUUGCGCUGCGUCAUCGUCAUGGGUACGGAUGAUGCCAAUGCUCAGCGCGACGACGUCGGCAAGAUGAAAUCGCUCGGGGCUAGGGUCUUGACCACUCGCACGCCCUCCGGCAUGGGUAGUUUACGCGCAGCCAUCACCGAGGCUCUGCGCUAUUCCGUCUGCCAUCAUGAGUCGGCCUACUACCUCAUGGGUAGCCCGGUGGGGCCAAGUCCCCUGCCCACUGUCACCCGCACCUUUCAAUCCCUCCUGGGCGAGGAGGUCGCGCUGCAAAUGGACGCUGAAGGUGCACAUCCGGACGCACUUGUCACCGCCAUCGGCAGUGGAACCGGUGCGGUGGGGCUAUUUAGGCCGUUUUUGCAGGACCGGUCGGUUCGUUUGGUGGGCGUAGAAGCUGUCCGAGCUGCGGCCCUCACUGAUGGUGAGCAGGGGGUGCUCCAUGGUGCUCGCACCUUGUUACUUCAGAGCCAGGAGGGUCAGAUUAAUGACUCGCAUUCGAUUUCACCGGACAUGAAUCUGUCGACUGUAGGCCCAGAGGUGGCUAACUGGAAAGAUUCUGCGCGGAUUGAAAUUUUUACGGCUACCGAUGAGGAUGCAAUCGACGGGUUCGGAUUAUUGAACGACCAGGAGGGAAUCAAGUCUGGUUUGGAUUCUAGUCAUGCAGUGAAAAGGACCCUUGAACUCGCCAAGGAACUUGGACCCGGCAAGAAUGUGGUUUUGAUGGUCACCGGUUAUGAUAAUAUUGCCAUGCGUGAAACAGAAGCUCGAAAGUGA